Molecule: messenger RNA, 342 nt
Organism: Penicillium macrosclerotiorum
Lineage: Eukaryota; Fungi; Ascomycota; Eurotiomycetes; Eurotiales; Aspergillaceae
Exons: 1
Coding region: 1-342 (113 amino acids)
Source: RefSeq, a predicted model, not a curated record
AUGGCAUGCAACAAAAAGCUUUGGGGACAUGGUUGCCAGCCCAACACCUCUGAACUAGGAACUGCAUGCCAUGAGCUCGAUGACCGCUUCACCAGAACUAUGGCAGACGAGGGACACUCCCCGGAAGGACACACAAGAAGAAUCUUCGUCAAGUCUAAUGGCACUACCAUUUUCAACGGUCUCUUCACUCACCCCAGCAUGGACGACGUGGCUACCAUUGUCAAUGCUAUUCUGGCCGUGAGGCAAUACAUUCCUGAGUUGAGAAAUGAGGCGCAACCUUGGUCAUGGGUGAUAUUUUGGUCAACACUACUCAGCUUAAUAGCCCUCAAAUACUAUCACUGA